UAGACCGAACUUGUACUGAGUCGCAUCUCUCGAGACACAUUCGCGCGCGUGUAAUCGACAACAAGCUUGCACAUCACUCUGGAUGUCUAUGGAUCGUCUAACUUCUUGACAGUUGAUAUUUUUAGCGUUGUCUACUGUCGUAUUUAUAUUGAAAUAAACAUAACUUUUAAACCCUUAUUUGUAUAACAUAUUACUAUUAGCCCUAAUCAUAAAAGGAUCAAUUAAAAUGUGAUUUACUUAUCAUUUGUCGUCCUAUGAAGCUUGGAAUUGUUUACUGGACCUUCUGAAAAUUUCCCCAUCGAACAGGUGUUAUUGAAUGUAUGUGUGUUACGGUUCCCAUCGUAAUUAUUUAUUUAUGGUGUUGUGAAUAAUAUACAAACGUUUCGAUCGAAAUAACGAUUCGAAAUCGAAAUAAGAAGUUAACAAUAGAAGGAGAAUACACAGUCGCGAUAAGGAAUAAGGACGCUAACGGUCAAAAGGAUUUUGUUUACACUAUGUGUCCUAGCGACAGAUAGUUGGCUCAUCCAAGAGAUAAGGAUAUCGAAGGCACAUGAUGUAUGGCAAUUCUCAAGAGCAAUAUUGUAUAAUGUUGGAAUCGAGGUGAGAGUGAGCCGUGGCGAGCAUGCCUCACCAGUACGGCGCGGGCGCGGGCGGCAUGGGCGGGGGUCCACCGUCGCCGCCGCCGCAACACGGCGCGCUGUACCCGCGCUACGCCGCCGCCGCGGGCCCCGGCGCCGGCGCCUACCGCCCUGAGGAGCGCCGCCUCACUCGCGAAGCCAUGGAGCGAUAUCUGCGAGACCGCUCGGACAUGGUUGUUGUUAUACUGCACGCUAAGGUCGCUCAAAAAUCCUAUGGUAACGAAAAGCGGUUCUUCUGCCCUCCACCAUGUAUAUAUUUAUUCGGUGAUGGAUGGCGGCUGCGACGGGAGCGCAUGUUGCGUGAAGGUGAGACUGAACAGGCGUCACAGCUAUGCGCCUUCAUCGGAAUCGGGAACUCCGAUCAGGACAUGCAGCAGCUAGAUUUAAAUAAUGGCAAGCAGUACUGUGCCGCUAAGACCUUGUACAUAUCUGAUUCAGAUAAACGGAAACAUUUCAUGCUCUCGGUGAAAAUGUUCUAUGGCAAUGGUCAUGACAUCGGCAUAUUUAAUAGCAAAAGAAUCAAAGUUAUAUCCAAACCAUCAAAAAAGAAACAAUCUUUGAAGAACGCUGAUCUGUGCAUCGCCAGUGGAACCAAGGUAGCUUUGUUUAAUAGACUGAGGUCACAAACUGUGUCAACAAGAUAUCUUCAUGUGGAGAAUGGGAACUUCCAUGCAUCAUCAACUCAAUGGGGUGCAUUCACGAUUCACUUACUGGAUGACAAUGAGAGCGAGUCAGAGGAAUUUGCAGUCAGAGAUGGCUACGUUCACUACGGGUCAACGGUUAAACUCGUCUGUUCUGUCACAGGAAUGGCCUUGCCUAGGCUGAUAAUAAGAAAGGUGGAUAAACAGAUGGCUUUACUUGAAGCCGACGAUCCUGUAUCUCAGCUCCAUAAAUGUGCGUUCUAUAUGAAAGACACAGAGAGGAUGUAUUUGUGCUUGUCACAAGAGAGGAUAAUACAAUUUCAAGCGACUCCGUGUCCCAAAGAGCCCAACAAGGAAAUGAUAAAUGAUGGAGCUUGCUGGACCAUCAUCUCCACUGAUAAGGCUGAAUAUCAGUUCUAUGAAGGAAUGGGACCUGUCAGAUCACCGGUGACUCCGGUGCCGUUGGUGCAUUCGUUAAACCUGAACGGCGGCGGAGACGUGGCCAUGUUGGAGCUGGCCGGAGACAACUUCACGCCGUCGCUCCAGGUGUGGUUUGGGGAUGUCGAGGCGGAGACCAUGUACCGCUGUGCUGAGUCCAUGCUGUGUGUUGUACCUGACAUAUCACAGUUCAGAGGACAAUGGCUGUGGGUACGGCAGCCCACACAGGUGCCGGUGUCGCUGGUUCGUAAUGAUGGCAUCAUAUACGCGACGGGUCUCACGUUCACCUACACGCCGGAGCCCGGGCCGCGGCCGACCUGCCCCCCCGUGGACGGCGUCAUGAGGCCCGAGAACGCCUGGCACGACGCGCACCGGCUGCCGGACGCGCUGCAGUAGUGUUCCUAUCAAUCCCUGGAUACGUUAAACAAGAUCCCAUCCGCGACAGGAUACAGAGCCAUGGUCCUAUUCGCCCCAGGAUAAGUUAAUCAAGGUCCUAUUCACCCCAGGAAACGCAAGGCACGCUACUAUUCAUCUCAAGAUACUUGAACCACACAACUCUUUACCCCGCCAUAAGAUCUAAUUCCUGUUUAAGACGCCUUUUAUUCUGCCUUAACCGUCUAACCGUUUCCAACACGCCAAACACACUAAACUCAUGACCGCCGUCUAGUUUGUUAGAUAAAUUCUGUGAAAUGUCUUAUUGCCUAAUAAAAACGCCUAUUAAUUAAUAAGCUAUUUUACCAAAAUUUUGUUAGUUUUAUAAAAAGCUUACUUCAUAAGAAUGACAGCAUAAAAAUACUAUCUGCUAACUCUGUUCCCUGUAACAAUGGCAGCUUUCGCGUCUAGAUCAUUUUACGUAAGUACAAAAAUUCAUGAACAAUUCAAGAAAUAAUACAAAAAAUAGUACGUGGAGUCCCUCCGCGCGGAGGAAGAGACACUUCAUGUGGAUAUGGAAAUAGGAAAGGGUAGAAAUCAUUUUUUAGUGAACUCAUAUUGUUUCUUUAAUACAAGCUUUAUAACAUUGCUAACAAAUACAAUUCACAAUUAUCCCACCCAUUAACUCUCGCUCCGUCUCCUGCCACUCCCCCUCCGCAGCUUAACGUUAACUUUGUUGAACGUUUAACGCAACCUUGUUAGAAGUUUCACUUACAACAUUCCUGAGUUUCAAUGAAUCAGCUGAUGACGAUGUUUCGUAGACAUUACUGCUGUCAUCUCUGGUAAAAGUUAUCAAAAACGACUGUCCAGUAGCGGGGGUAGAUUUGAGAUCGCAAAACGUCGGUGUGCCUAAAAAAAUAAAAUGACUUCGUUAAUCGAGAUUAUAAACACCAAAACAUAAGUAAGAUUACUAUAACAAAUGUUCAUAACAUUUUCUAUGCUUUGUAAAAUAUAUUAUUAUUAAGUACUUUUUAGUUUUUUUUUUUUUUUUAAUACUUUGUGAAGCAUUGAGCCUGAAUUGAAAAAGGUUUUAAUGUGAACAAGUGAUGGACAAGCUAGUGUAGAUGGCGGUAGUGCCAACAUAAGAAAAGUAAAAGAGAUCUCUCUGCUCUCGAAUUAAUUUCAUCGGGGCCAAAUAGCUGUAUCCAUGACGAGCCAUUGUUUCUUAUUAAGUGUAGAUUUAUGUGUGACUCUGAGUCGUUCUGAGAGCUUUUUUUUUAGUAUCCAUCUAGCUUGGUAUGAGAUUUUAAUGUAAAAAUUACUGUAUGUAUGAAUCUUCCUUCAUCGCCGCGAUUGUUGAAGGAGGGCACAUGUCACUGAUGUAUGUAUGUAUGUACAUUACACACAAUCUAAUGAACAAUGUAGAUAAGCUAGAUGUUAAUGCUAUAUUAAGUGAUGCAUACAUACAUUUGAAAUUAUAUUUAUUUAAUGCGACCCUUUGUACAAUUCGGUAAAUAUAUUUAUAGUUAUUGCUAACAUUCCAUGUGGGAAGUGUAAUAAGUACAAAAGAAAUAUUUUUGUAAAAGAUAAAAGAAAGAAAGAAAUAAAGAAAAAUGAUUUAUGUAAUCGAUUUCAGUAUUACGAGGAAUUAUAAUUAAAAUGAAAUGUCGUCAAUUCUUAUUGAGUUUUUUUUUUUAUUCUAUGAGACUACAGUCGCGUUGUAAUCCUUGUACGCUCGGUACUCGUAUAUGGAAUCAUGUUUAAGGAUUUACUGUUUGUACAUUCGUGUGAUAUUGUGGAGCAUUGAUUCUGAAACAUGUAUAUUUUAGUAAAACUGAAUUUAAAUAAAUAAAAAAAAAACCUCUUA
Molecule: messenger RNA, 3956 nt
Organism: Danaus plexippus (monarch butterfly)
Lineage: Eukaryota; Metazoa; Arthropoda; Insecta; Lepidoptera; Nymphalidae
Gene: Su(H)
Product: suppressor of hairless protein
Exons: 4
Coding region: 623-2113 (496 amino acids)
Biological process (GO): regulation of transcription by RNA polymerase II
Cellular component (GO): nucleus
Molecular function (GO): RNA polymerase II cis-regulatory region sequence-specific DNA binding; DNA-binding transcription activator activity, RNA polymerase II-specific
Source: RefSeq, a predicted model, not a curated record